AUUGAUAAAUUUAAACCGAUACUCACGCCAUCAUCGAUUUUCCAUUUUCUUCGACAACGAAAUUUUGGGUUUGGUAUAUUCAAAGAUGAGCCCCCCAGAAGGAUCAACGAAAGGAGGGAGAGGGAAACCUAAGUCAUCUAAGGCGGUUUCCAGGUCACAUAAGGCUGGGCUUCAGUUUCCGGUGGGAAGGAUUGCUAGGUUCUUGAAAGCCGGGAAAUAUGCCGACCGUGUUGGUGCCGGAGCUCCCGUCUAUCUCUCCGCUGUAUUAGAGUACCUCGCUGCUGAGGUUCUAGAGCUUGCUGGUAACGCGGCGAGAGACAACAAAAAGAAUAGAAUUGUUCCGAGGCACAUCCAACUAGCGGUGAGAAACGAUGAAGAGUUGAGCAAGCUUUUGGGUUCAGUAACCAUUGCAAAUGGAGGUGUUUUGCCCAAUAUUCACCAGACUCUUCUCCCCAGUAAAGCUGGUAAAAACAAGGGUAAUAUUGGAUCAGCUUCUCAGGAGUUUUAGCCUCUCUUUUGCUUUCCUUGAGUUUUGUUUUAAACACUAGUACCAUAUGCAAUGUUUUGCUACCUUUUUUAUCCAAGCUCUUGUGAUAUCAAAUCUAAUAAUUACAUUUGCACCACCA
This is a messenger RNA of Hibiscus syriacus, 626 nucleotides long. Its product is annotated as probable histone H2AXb. Bases 86 to 508 code for a protein of 140 amino acids. Gene Ontology annotation, cellular component: nucleosome. The transcript has 2 exons. The record is from RefSeq and is a predicted model, not a curated record. Gene Ontology annotation, molecular function: structural constituent of chromatin; protein heterodimerization activity; DNA binding. Lineage: Eukaryota; Viridiplantae; Streptophyta; Magnoliopsida; Malvales; Malvaceae.